GUCCCUGCUGUUUGGAGAAGUUCGCCAAAUUAGGGUUUUUGAUUCAUCCCCAAAAAACCAUCGAUUCCUUUCAUGAAUUGCAGAGAUUGGUGCCGCAACAAUAUCUUCUGCGUUUUGAUGACUUAUGAAUGGAGUUUGCGGUUUCUUGCAUUAAAUUCACAGGGGAUUAUUGGUUAUUCGUGGUAGCGCUAGUUGCGACCCUUCUCUGCGUCCUAAUUCCGACGGUUUUGUCUUCUCUGAAAGGGAGAUCUCGCCGGCGAAGCGCUGUUGAGUUGGAAGUGUCAGGGGUCUGUGAUUGUGAUUUUGAUCGUGAUUGUGCCGUCGGGGGGAGUGGAAUUGGUUGCGGCGGUGGGGAAAUGACUGCGGUUGUGAGUGGCGUUGGCGCUAACGAGAAUGGUGGAGAUAUGGUGGUCGAGAGGCAGACCGGAGCGUCGAUGAUGGAGCAACUGGUUCCGGAGAUAACGACGCAUGCCCUCAGUUACUUGGAUUACCCGAGCCUCUGCCGUCUGUCCAUGACGAAUUCGCUCAUGCGGAAAGCGGCCAAUGAUGACAAUGCGUGGAAGGCGCUCUAUCAUAAGGAUUUCACUUUAGAGCAAGAUAACGUGAUACCAACAAAUGGAUGGAAAGCUUACUAUGCUGCUACAAGAGCUGUAGUUAAUGCAAACGCCGAAUUCUUUAGAAUUGUUAAGGAAAGGUCGCUUCAAGCUAUGGGCCAGUUUUGGCUUAAUGCAGAUUACGUCAAGUGUUUUCAUGCAACUGGUGAAUCAUUUAGUGGUUACAAUGCAGUUAUGGAGAGUUGGCAAUUGGCAUUCAGCUGGGAGAACGUGGCGGACUUCCAGAUACGAGAUGUGAGGACGCGCGUGCUGACGGACAUGGCGUGGGUGACGAUGAAAGCCUACAUCGACGUGGACAACAGGCCAUUCAACGUGACGAAUGUGUACGAACGGCUCAACGGCCGGUGGCGCAUGGUGCACCACCACAGCUCGGUCGUCAUCAUUCACGGAGGGGUCGAGUAAAUUCUAACUCAACAACCCCCCGGCAGCCGCAACUACAUAUUGCAGAUAUUCAUUUUACAGCGAGUGAGUCGAUUAGUAAGUAAUUGUUUUAAAUUGACAAGUGGUACAGUUCCUCCUCCUUAGUUAGAUGAAAAUUUCGACUCUUGAAAAAAGUCAUCGAAGAUGGUUUCUCUCCCCCUCUUUCCCUCUCGCAUGCCGCCGAAGAUGGUUUCUCUCCCCCUCUUUCCCUCUCGCAUGCCGCUGAGGUUCUCGGCAUUCAUUUUGUUCGCUCUAAUUGUUUUCUUUUAUACAGCGGUGGUUAUUGUGUUGAAUUUUAGUAUAACUUAAGUUACAACACCGCAUGUACGACUAAAAUUAGUCCAGUGAUCGGGCUUUUACUUAGUGCGUAUUUUUGGGUA
Messenger RNA from Andrographis paniculata, 1414 nucleotides. Its product is annotated as F-box protein SKIP8. The record is from RefSeq and is a predicted model, not a curated record. NCBI's taxonomy places the organism in Eukaryota, Viridiplantae, Streptophyta, Magnoliopsida, Lamiales, Acanthaceae. The coding region runs from base 129 to 1016 and encodes 295 amino acids. Gene Ontology annotation, molecular function: protein binding. The transcript is spliced from 3 exons.